AACUGUUUUGUGUGUGUAUGCGCUUGCAAUUGCCUUGCAUGCGCUUUGAACAUGUGUUCGUGUACGUGCUCCGCAGGACUUGUGAUUUUGCCUGACCUUUGAAACCAAUUGGACUGCCUGCCCUGGCAAGGGACUCUUAUUGCCUAGCUUGUUGUUAUGGCGGCAUCAACAGUAGCACGUAACGCCACUCGACCUGUCGUUGCUUCACAGCGGCUGCUUUCUCGCUCCCGCUGUAUCAGUUCGGCGUAUUGCCCAGCUGCACCGUGUGGUGAAACAGCAUACCGGUGCUCCCUGCUCAGUAGCUGUUGUCAGUACCAGGAACUUGGUGAGUGUAGCGGACACAGGUCGUGGCGAGUACACUGUGUCGCUGGUGACACACCAUCACUGGCAAUGCCCCGCGUCACGCAGUGCAGCGCGUCACUAUUCCGCUCCACCGCGUGUCACAACCGCAGCGUUGCAAGGGCUGCUAGCGCAAGUGCAGCGUCUCCAGCAGGAACAGCGCAGCAAUGGUGGCGGAGCACUGAGCCCGGAGCAGAGGUCCCGAUUGGCUUCCGCUUGUCAUAUGCUGUGCGCUGCGAUCGGGUCGUUGCUCAGCACCAUCCCUUACUUGCUGCAGCAAUGUUCCCGUUACAAUGCUUACCCGGGUGUAGCCAGCAACGGACUGCGAUCUAGUGUAUCCAUAUUCUCCACGUGUACAUUGGCGCUUGAUGACAUCAUCAAGUCACUGCUUACGUCAUCGAAUACUAAGAGAGAUUUCGCACAGGCUGUGUCAGCACUUGAAGAACAUUCAGAGCUGCUCAGGGAUCACGCGCAGCUUUUUAAAGUCAUCUACGCUGUCGUGCAAGUGGCAUGGACAAGACUGGCGACCUGAUCGUUGAUCAUACUCAGUUUCCGGACGACUUUCUGGACACUGCUGAGAGUAUGGAGCGGAGAAGCUUCUAUGGACGGUGCCUCGGCCUUCAUAGCUAUCUAAGCCACUGGGCCAACCAGCUCAACGUUCCCGUGGUGUCCGUUGACUACAUGACGGCCCCCGAGCACCCGUACCCACGUGCCGUCAACGACUGUUUCUACGCGUACGCCUGGGUGCUGAGGAACGCCACCAGCCUGGGCACCACUGCCGAGAAAGUCAUCCUGGCCGGCGACUCGGCCGGAGGUAACUUUGUCUUCGGAGUGGCAUUCCUCGCUGCGUCAUGCCACCAUCCUGAAUGUGCUGGACCCUGCUAGGAAUGGGAAGGUGGGUUACUAGCACCCCUUCCACAGAGAGUAGUGUGCAGUAUGAGCUGAUAGAACUUCCAUGACAGCGACCUCCAUUGGAGAAGGACCCCUGCUGUCUAGUGGAAGAGUUGCCUGAGGCUCAGCCGUACUUCUUAUCGGUAUCUUUGAGUACAAGAACAUUUCAAAAUGCUACAUUAUUGUGCUCCUUUGUGGGUGUUCAAGUAAGAAAGCUAUGUUUCUUUGCCGAUAGAUUUCUUCGUGCUAUGGGUCAUCUCUUACUCUGUGUGUGUGUGUGUGUGUGUGUGUGUGUGUGUGUGUGUGUGUGCCAGCUAGUUCAGUUGGUGGGUACACUUAUGCCUGUGUUGGGUAUGUUGCCAACGGGCUCGGCUGCUUGAAGGUGUAAUGUUGUACUUGCCACCUUUGUUGGUUCCAGGGUUCAUAUACUUUCUAUUUGAAGUAUACAUACCUGUUAACCAUGGACUGCUUCUGGCUAGAUUAACUCUUGUGUAAUCGAUGGUGCUAGUGAUGUCUAAAUCAGAUCCAGCCUGAUUUAGCCACCCGCACUAGUAGCAAGUAUUACCUCCACUGGGGGCAGGGGUAACUGCAGUUGGAUCCCAGGACGGAUACCCUGAUGCCGUCAAUCCUUUUUCUGCACCUUGUCCACACCCACUUACUGAGGUGUGGUGAGCCCAUAAGUGGGAUCAUUUUCAAGUCCACCCAGCGUUUUGGGGAUUUCAGGGGUGUCGGCCGUUGGGCGGUUCAAUAACCAAUUGAGUCAUCUUUCCAAGAUUCCUUUAGAGUCUCUCUCCCCUCUCCCGGGGAGACCCACGUGACCAGUUUUGGCAGUGAGCAACAAGUACAAGUACAGGUGUGUGUGUGUGUGUGUGCGUGUGUGUGUGCGUGUGUGUGCAUCUCUCUCUCUCUCUCUCUCUCUCUCUCUCUCUCUCUCUCUCUCUCUCUCACACACACACACACACACACACUCUCUCUCUCUCUCACACUCUCUCUCUCCAUCCGUUCUGUUGUACCUUUCAGCCAAGUUCAUUUGACCCCCUCUUGGAUGAUUCCAUCGUCAUGGCGCGUCGUCUGCACGCACUCGGCAAGGAUGUGACACUACACCCAUUCGACGGAAUAUCCCAUGGCUUCCUCAACUUCCACGCAGUCAGCCGCUUGGCGCAGCAAGCCACCGACGUGUGCAUUGAGUUGAUGGACGCAGCAAUCAAGCAACACGACCAAGAUGUUUAGUCGUGAUACAAGUAGUCCC
Sycon ciliatum is the source of this 2479-nucleotide messenger RNA. Its product is annotated as hormone-sensitive lipase-like. NCBI's taxonomy places the organism in Eukaryota, Metazoa, Porifera, Calcarea, Leucosolenida, Sycettidae. The coding region runs from base 850 to 1224 and encodes 124 amino acids. The transcript has 2 exons. Gene Ontology annotation, cellular component: cytosol. Gene Ontology annotation, biological process: triglyceride catabolic process. The record is from RefSeq and is a predicted model, not a curated record. Gene Ontology annotation, molecular function: triacylglycerol lipase activity; sterol ester esterase activity.